CAGCCCGAAAACCUCGAGGACGCGCCGCCGUGGAGCCCCGCGCGCAGGCAGCAGCCAGCUGCAGCUCCUUCCACCACGUUCUCCAGCUCCUACUCGGGCGUCUGCGGGAGGGAGCUCCUCCACUAGCGCCAGAUCCCCCACCCUACGCGCGCGCCCCGGCCUGGCCCUGCGCCGCCCCCGCCCCGCCUCCGCGGGCCCGGGGCUCCGCCCGCCUCGGUGCUAGCGGAGCGCACAGGCGACAGACUGGCGUGCGGCUCCGGACGCCCUCUCCUCUGGCCGCCGGGCUCCGCGGAGUAGCUGGGACCCAGGAGCGUGGCAAGGAUUUCCCUCCUGCUCCCUCCCCCCUCCGCCCCCGCUCCCGUCCCCCAGCCCGGGCUCUGAGAUCUCGCCGAAGACAAUUGCAGUAAAUGAGGACAUCGGAGGAGCAUCGAGCCGGGUGGCUGUGGCUGGCUCCGCCGCGCCGCGAACGAGCGAGCGCGCGGGUGUCCCCGAAGCCGGCGGAGCCGCUACCUCCCCGCGGGCGUCGCUGAGCCGGGCCGGAGGAACGCGAGCUGCGGCGCGGGGGCCGGCCGGGCCAGGCGGGCCGGGCCGGCGGUAGUGGAGGGGGCGGGCGGCGGGAGCGCAGCCGGCCAAGUACCAAGAGCCGAGCCUUCCGCCACGCGAGCCGGGCGAGCUUUGCCGCGGAUGCCCUGCCCCGAGUGCUUCCUGCCGCGCCAGGCUUGCCAGGGUCCGCGGCGAGACAUGCCCGAGCCAGGCGCUGCACCGACCUCGACUUAUCUGUAAGCAGCGGAAGGAACCAUGGUCAGUAAGGAAACCAGCAAAUGCACACUCCCGACGCCCGAGAGUGAAGUGGAGCCGGCUGCUUGCCUGGCCCUGGAGAUGAAAUAUGCCCUGGAUCCAAAUCGGCAGAUUAAAAAGCGUAACAAAGCCCUGCAGGUGCGCUUUAAGGAUAUCUGUGAGGCCCAGAAUGAGCAGAGGGACACACACCUUUCCUCGGGACAGCUGGGCGAGAAGCGAGAGGCCAAACCCGUGUCUUGCAGAGCAGCGUAUCGCAAGUACAUGACGGUACCCGCACGCCGCUCCAUUCCCAACGUCACCAAGAGCACAGGUGUGCAGACCUCACCAGACCUUAGGAAGUGUUACCAGACAUUUCCUCUGGACCGAAAAAAAGGGAAUCUCAAAAACAUCCCAGCUGCAGAGCCCUUCAAAAGCCAAAACAAUGGGUUCCUAACAGAUGUGAAAGAGAAGAGCCAGGCUGCUCCCAUGGAAGAGAUCCAAACUUGCAGCGCGGGGAGGAUAUACAAGACAACGGCCUUGGUUUUCCAUUCCAAUGAGCAUGUGAACGCCAUGGACCUGCUCCCUGGGCUUAACUGUGCAGAGCCCUGCAAAGACCCAGAUGUGUUCAGCCAUGCAGAGGCUCUACUCCAGAACUCCUCACAGCCUCUCUCGGAAGAGGCUGUGCACCAACUGCAGAGGAGAGCAAAGUCCGAAGGGGGGACCCCAGACUCAGAAGAGCCUGCUCCACUGGCCCACGGGAGGGUGUUUAAAACAGAGGUGGCCACCUUAUAUACACCUGUCAUCAGUGCUAGGACCCCAGACCCUGGCUUGUCGAACUCUGCUGCAGCCAGCCAGUGGUCCCUCUGCCCUGCAGAUGAGGAGCAGAGGAGAGCCACACAUCUCAAUGGACUGCAGGCAACCCCCAGCUCUGCACUGGCCCGCUCGCCCCCAGUGCAGUGUCAGUCACCGGAAUGUAAGGAGCAGCCCCUGCAGAUUCAGCCCAGUGCCAUGGCCAUGGCUGAAGGUGAAGAAUGCCAACAAAUUGUGCCUCACACAGAAGUGGUGGACCUCAAGGCACAGCUUCAGAUGAUGGAGAACUUAAUCAGUUCAAGUCAGGAGACCAUCAAAGUGCUCUUGGGAGUCAUUCAGGAGCUAGAGAAAGGAGAAGCCCAUCGGGAAGGGCUUUCAUAUCGGACGGGGCAAGACACAGCUAAUUGUGACACAUGCAGGAACAGUGCAUGUAUUAUCUAUAGUGUGGAGCUGGAUUUUAAGCAGCAAGAAGACAAACUCCAGCCUGUACUGAAGAAACUGCAUCCUAUUGAGGAAACUCAGGUCGCACCUUCGCCUUACACUCAGGAGACUUCCUCCUCAACGCCCAAGCAAAAAUCUAAAACUGAGUCUAAAAAGCACGGAAGAUGGAAACUCUGGUUCCUUUAAAACUCUUGAUGUGUAGUCUCAAGGCUGUCUUUAAACCCACUGGAGUUAACUGCGGUGCAGAUACACGCACUCCCUGCUUCUCGCCCUGCGUACCAAAAAGGCCUUUUGUACCAACAGAUCAUUAACAGAGCAAGGUAGUAAAUGCUACGCCUUGCCAGCUGUUCUUUGCAGUUCACUGAUGUGGGAUGUAAAAAUUUGAAAAGAAACUUAUAUAGUCAAGGAUGAUAAGUAAAUUCUAUCCCCUUCCUUCCCAGAUCUACAAGUAUCAGGCUGUCACUCUGUACACAGCUAAAACUCAUAAUUAUUUCCAAGCCUUUAUUAUUUUUUUUAAAUUACAAGAAGAAAAAGCAAGCCUUAUGUUUGCAAAGGACUUCAUUUUUAUGUUUCAUUUUGCAAAUAAGCAGGGGGCGAGUGCAAUUUUCAGCACAUCAAAUUCCGGAGAAAGCACAAUUUUUUCAAGUGGUCAGAGACCAUGAAUAAUCUCUAAAAUGUGACUCUAUGUAUAUUUGCCUUCAUGUGCUGUAGCGCUAAACCAAGUGACCACAUCUCAGUGUCACAUUGACACCUCAAAUUUAGCAUCUAGUUCAUCUCCAGACCAAUCACAUGUUUACUCCUCAUUUUCCAAAUAGCCACCAGCCAGGAGUCCCCAAAGUCAGAACAUGCCUUUAAUAACUGCAAGUUGACAGGGUCAGAGCUAUUGGACAUUAAGCUUUCUUAGAUCUCGUUUUUAAUCUUUUGGUACCCAAAGGCCAAAUGAUAAAUUCUGGCAAGAAUUUGAAAACACACAUAGAGAUACACAGUGGAUAAUUCAGUCACCAAUAAAUCACAGGCUCCCACACCAUGGCAGAAAGUGUUUCUGCAGAUCAAUCCUUGACAUUGUUCGCCCUGUUAGCACAGCCAAACGUUUUAUAUAAUUCGUUAUGCUUUGUAACAACUGUGCAAGAUCUGACCAUCUCAAAGAGAAACUGUGUUUUAUUUAGCUGCUACCAACAGACAGACUUAAUGUCAUCUACAUUUAACCUACUAGUAAAUUGUACUAAAUGACAUACUUAGGGGAAAGCUGUGAAUCAAAUGUUUUUAGGUAUUUUUUAAAUCCACAGGAACACUUGGAAUUCUCUCUUGAUUACACAUUGCUAUGUAAAUCUUAGUUCCUUUAUUUUUUCACUCAUUUCUUUGCACCUUUGCAAGUAUCUUUUUAUAGAAAUCAAAAUCCCCUAGUCUAUUUCUGACUUUGUCUAUCAAUUUUUUGCUUUUCACAAUAGGAAGUAGGGAUCUUAUUUUGCCUUUUUUUGUACAACUUAAAUUUUGAAUAGUUUGUGAACAUACCAGAAAACCUAGCCUUCAAGUUACUGUCCAGCAGUUUCAUAUGUGUGUACAGAAAGGCAUACCAGGCCGAGUAGAUGCCAAACACCAAGGCGGCUCACCUUGGUAAGAGGAUCUCAACCUGCUUUUUUCAGAUUAGAGCUCCUUCUUGCAGUUCAUGUUCCUUUUGACUCAACAGCAGUUUUAAUUUAGCUUUAGGGUUUAGGCUCUAUGGGAACCCAGUGAUCAGCAGUCAGUUCAGGACUUAAAAACUAACAGUACACUAUACACACAUUCUACGGAGAGGUAUGUUUAAUUUAAAACACACAAACAUACCUAUUUAGUGAAAUACUAAAUAAGGAUUCAAAUCCCUGAAGAGCAGGAAACAGAACUGAGAGAUAUUUUUGUGCAAGAAGAACAAGCAAGUUGAUCCCGUACCAUGAAGGAAGUGCAAUUGUUUCAUGUAGAUGAAAAAUGAAAAAUUUGAAAACGUUUCAUGUUUUUAUACUGUUUUUAACUAAAGUUAUAAAAAUGUUUGCAACAAGUUAUCUCUCCUAUGUUUUAAAAAUCCCAACCAUCUCAGUGUGUUGAACAAGGGUAUAUAAGCAGCUUUCUAACUAGUACUGUACAUCUGUCCAAGUGAGAGGACAUCAUAUUACAGAAGAGUCUCCAUUUCAAAUCAGUCUAGACCAAAAUGUAAAAAGAUUUAUAUUUCUAGAAUAAAAAAAAACUGAAGAAAAAUUAAUUCAGCUCUAAAAAUAGUAUUAUCCCAAACAGAAAACAGUGUUUUCAAAAUCAUUUCAUAGUUUAAUUGCAAUGUGUCACUAAAAGAUAGUGAUCCUUCUCUUGGAAAGAUUUAAGUAAAAACUUUGAUACAAAACCAAGGUGGAACACACAGUGUCCCCUCACAUGUAGAUGUACACAUGGCAUUACGUAUAGAGAUUAAAUUAUUAUACUUGUCAUUAGGUUCUUUAUUAAUUUUUAAAUAAAAAAGCAAAGGUAA
Molecule: messenger RNA, 4519 nt
Organism: Cavia porcellus (domestic guinea pig)
Lineage: Eukaryota; Metazoa; Chordata; Mammalia; Rodentia; Caviidae
Gene: Insyn2a
Product: inhibitory synaptic factor 2A
Exons: 4
Coding region: 799-2214 (471 amino acids)
Biological process (GO): inhibitory postsynaptic potential
Cellular component (GO): postsynaptic density
Source: RefSeq, a predicted model, not a curated record